Molecule: messenger RNA, 2129 nt
Organism: Gracilinanus agilis (Agile Gracile Mouse Opossum)
Lineage: Eukaryota; Metazoa; Chordata; Mammalia; Didelphimorphia; Didelphidae
Gene: MAPK8IP1
Product: mitogen-activated protein kinase 8 interacting protein 1
Exons: 8
Biological process (GO): regulation of JNK cascade
Cellular component (GO): cytoplasm
Molecular function (GO): protein binding
Source: RefSeq, a predicted model, not a curated record
GGCCCCCGCGUCUCCGUGGCAACAGGGGUGACCUCACUCCCCCACUCGGUUUACCGCCCGGGUGAGGUCAUCGGCUGUUGCCAUGGAAACAAGGGGGGAGUAAGAGGAGAGGGUUUGGCGGGCCUGGAGAAGAGGCGGGGGGAGGAUGAAUGGGAGCGGGCGGCGAUUGGCGCGGUCUUGGGCGCGGGGUCGGACGCGGGCGGACUUGGGCCCCAGCGCAGCGGACUCGGGCCGGGAGGUGGCGGCGGCUGCGGCGGGGGUGCGGGCAGCCGGCUGCAGGCCGAGAUGCUGCAGAUGGACCUGAUCGACGCGGCUGGGGACACGCCCGGAGCCGAGGAGGAGGAGGAUGACGACGAGGACGAGGACGAGGACGAGGACGAAGAGCGGCGGGGGCGGCCCCGGGGCCCGGGGCAGCAGCCGCAGCAGCAACAGCCGCCACCACCACCGCAGCCGCAGCCCCCGCAGCAGCAGCAGCAGCAGCCCCAACAGCGCGGUCCCGGGGGCGGCGGGGGCCCUGCGCCGGAGUCAGGCCAGGACACGGCGCAGCGAGGCCUUGGCGGGGACACUUACCGGCCCAAGCGACCCACCACACUCAACCUCUUUCCGCAGGUGCCGCGGACACAGGACACCCUAAAUAACAACUCUCUGGGCAAAAAGCACAGCUGGCAGGAGCGAGUGUCCAGGUCCUCUUCCCCGCUGAAGACAGGCGAGCAGACCCCUCCGCAUGAGCACGUGUGCCUAAGUGACGAGCUCCCCCCGCAGAACAGUCCGGCCCCCACCAAGGACCGGGGCACCUCCACCGAUAGCCCCUGCCGCCGAAGCGCCGCCACGCAGAUGGCGCCGCCGGGCAGCGGUCCCCCAGCCUCUCGGGGCUCGGACAAGGCCCCGGCUCCAGCCGGAGGCCGGGCCCACCCGCACCGGGACCGGAUUCACUACCAGACCGACGUGCGGCUAGAAGCCACCGAAGAGAUCUACUUGACCCCGGUGCAGCGGCCCCCCGACCCCCCGGAGGCCCCUGCGGCCUUCCUCCCCCCGGCCGAGAGCCGCAUGUCGGUCAGCUCGGACCCUGACCCCAGCAGCUACCCGGCGGCCCCCGGCCGGCCCCACCCCUCCAUCAGCGAGGAGGAGGAAGAAGAGGAAGAGGAGGAGAGGGGGGGCUGUGACUGCCUGUCAUCCCCUGAGAGGGGGGAGCCCCCCGGGGGCGGGGGCGGGGGCUGGGCGGCCAGCCGCGGGGAGCUGCCCCGGGCCUCGCUGAGCUCGGACACCAGCGCGCUGUCCUACGACUCGGUCAAGUACACGCUGGUGGUGGACGAGCACGCGCAGUUGGAGCUGGUGAGCCUUCGCCAGUGCUACUCCGGCUACAGCGACGACAGCGACUCGGCCACCGUCUACGACAACUGCGUCUCGUCCCCCUACGAGUCGGCCAUCGGCGAAGAGUACGAGGAGGCCGCCCGCCCGCGGCCCGCCGCCGUCUGCCUCUCGGACGACUCCACGCCCGACGGCCCGGACGUGCACUUCUCCAAGAAGUUCCUCAACGUCUUCAUGAGCGGCCGCUCCCGCUCCUCCAGCGCAGAGUCCUUCGGGCUGUUCUCUUGCACCAUCAACGGGGAGGAGCAGGAGCAGACGCAUCGGGCCGUGUUCAGGUUUGUGCCCCGGCACGAGGACGAGCUGGAGCUGGAGGUGGACGACCCGCUGCUGGUGGAGCUGCAGGCGGACGACUACUGGUACGAGGCGUACAACAUGCGCACGGGCGCCCGAGGAGCCUUCCCUGCCUACUACGCCAUCGAGGUCACCAAGGAGCCCGAGACCGUGGCAGCCCUGGCCAAAAACAGCGACUGGGUGGACGAGUUCCGGGUGAAGUUCCUGGGUUCGGUCCAGGUCCCGUACCACAAGGGCAACGAUGUUCUCUGCGCUGCUAUGCAAAAGAUUGCCACCACCCGCCGGCUCACGGUGCACUUUAACCCGCCCUCCAGCUGUGUCCUUGAGAUCAAUGUUCGGGGAGUAAAGAUCGUGGUCAAGGCCGAAGACUCCCAGGAGCACAAGGUGAUGCCCCCAGCCCAUGAGGGGAGGCUCCUGGCAUCCCGCCUGGGGCCUUUUAUGAAGUAGCCUCAAGGGAGAGGGCAAAACCC